This is a messenger RNA of Candidula unifasciata, 845 nucleotides long. The record is from the annotation of a GenBank genome assembly. NCBI's taxonomy places the organism in Eukaryota, Metazoa, Mollusca, Gastropoda, Stylommatophora, Geomitridae.
UUCAGAUCCGAGUGGUGCAUGUAGAUAAAGACCUGAAGCCAGUCAUCAAACCACUGACAGUCUACAUCGUGAAUCCAAAAGAGUCAAAGCUAGAGGAGUUCAGAGAUACAGCUUCACGGACAGUGCUUCCAAAGUUUGCGGUGACUGUGAAGGCAAGCCCUGGAUACAUCGUAUCUGAGAAAGGAACAACAGGCUGUUCUGUCACAGUGGAAGCAAUAUACACGUACGGGAGAGGUGUCCAAGGAAAGUGUCACUUGAUUCUCUCUAUGGAUAACUAUGGGGAGACAAUCCGUCUGCAGGCAUCAAAACAGCUAGAUGAGGCUGGUAAAGCAGAGUUCUUAGACCUGGAGUGGAGCAGGUUUGCCAGAAACAUACACAGAGAUGAGUUCACAGUUCAAGUCACAGCUUCUGUCACUGAUGAGACGGGUCGCACAGAAGCAGGUCAGACAAGUGUAGUGUUUUAUGAGCACAGCGUUAAAGUGGAGAUCUUGCCGAAGACAACCAGAGUGUUGCGGUCUGGCAUCCCUGCUGCCAUUUUUGUGAGGGUGUCAGAUCACUCAGGAAACCCAGUGGACCAGGCAGAGGUGGAGCUGGAGACUCGCAUUCCUGGCAUGAAGUCUGUUGACACCAAAUUAGUGGUGGCUCCAGGUGAAACAGAUGUUGUCUACCACUUCACCCCCGAGCUACAAGCCCAGGAGGAGCAGAAAUACUUUUACCAUCAUGACUCUGCUGGCACAGUUGUGGCCAAACUGACCUCUAACCAAGAAGUCAUGUCACAUUUGUCUGUCUUCCUCUACCAGUCCAGAAACAACAGUGUGAUUUCUGUACAACCAGCUGAUGACAAG